AUGGGUAGAUCACCAGAAGAAACCCAACCAUUGGUUGGUGGAGGAGGAGGAGGAAAAUCAGAUCCAUAUAGUUUUAUGUAUCCAGGUAGUGGUAGUAUUUCAACAUUAAAUAUUAAUGGUAGUUCAAAUUCAUACCCAUUGGAUAAUGUACUUCAACAUAAAGGUUCAGAUUAUAUUGGUGAAAAUAAUGAUGUAUUAGUAGGAACAGAGGCUAAAAUGGUUUUAACAGGUGAAGUUGAAAAUAAAAAAGUUUUAGAUGGUUCUGAUGAACAUAAAAUUGGUCAAUUAUUUUCAACAGCAAUUUGUGGUAACGAUAUUACAAGUUCAAUUUUUUAUACAUCAUCAUUAUGUACAGCAGCAGCAGGAAAAUAUGCACCAGUAUCAUUGAUUUUAGUUUGUAUUGUACUUUAUUUAUUUAGAAAAGUUUAUGGUGAAGUUGGUAGUGCAUUACCAUUGAAUGGUGGUGCAUAUAAUGUACUUUUGAAUACAACAACCAAACAAGUAGCAGCUUUGGCUGCAGCAUUAACAAUGAUUUCAUAUAUGGCAACAGCGGUAGUUAGUGCAUCAAGUGCCAUGUCAUAUUUAAAGGUGUUAUGGGAGGGAUGUGAUGUUUAUUGGGCAACUAUUAUAUUAUUGGGUGGAUUUGCAGCAUUAAAUUUAAUUGGUAUCAGUGAGAGUGCAGUGGUAGCCUUUGGUAUUUUCGCACUUCAUAUGUUAACAUUGGCAAUGUUUGUAAUUGGUGGUUUCGUAUUGUUUUUCAUUCAACGUGAAAGCACAUUCCAAAUCAUUCGUGACAAUUGGUAUAAUCCAGAAGGAAAUUGUCCAGUGGGUACACCAACACCAUAUUAUUUUGGAAAGAAUUUCGCAGAGGCAAUUUACUUUGGUUUUGGUGCUGCAAUGUUGGGUGUGACUGGUUUUGAAACAAGUUCCAAUUUCAUCGAACAACAAGAACCAGGAGUUUUCCCAAAAACACUUAGAAACAUGUGGUUUAUCGUAUCGAUUUUCAAUCCAUUAAUUGGGUUUUUAAAUCUUUGUUUCAUCCCAGCUUGCGAGAUCGCCUCCGAUACAUCUGGUGGUAUUUUAGCAAAGGUUGCAGGCAAGGCAUUUGGUGCAUGGUUCGAGAAAUGGGUUGGUAUCGAUGCUGUGUUGGUUUUAUCAGGUUCAGUUAUCACAAGUUAUGUUGGUGUCAUUGGUUUGGUUCGUCGUAUGGCUUUGGAUCGUGUUUUACCUCAAUUCUUAAUUCAAACUAAUCCAUGUAGAAAAACAACCCAUUGGAUCAUUGUUCUCUUCUUUGUGAUUUGCUCUUCACUUUACAUGUUGGUCGAUGGUGAUACCACUACAUUGGCCGGUGUUUAUACAUGUGCUUUCUUGGGUGUAAUGUCAUUGUUUGCCAUUGGUAAUAUGUUGUUGAAAUAUAAACGUUCCUCACUUCGUAGAGAUAUUAAGUCACCAUGGAUUGGCGUAUUGAUUGCAUUGUUUUCCGUUAUUCUUGGUUUAAUUUCAAAUAUUAUCAAGGAUGAUUCAAUCGUUUACUACUUUGGUAUUUACUUUGGUGUUACCAUUUUCAUUAUCAUGUUAAUGUUUAUUCGUGCACGUAUUCUCAAGUUAUUCCUUUUCUUCACUCAAAUCAUUCUAAGUGGUGCUGGUCGUGAUCGUGUUGCUCGUUGGAUUGGUGAUGUCAUUAAAAAGAUUAACUCUCAACCAGUUGUCUUCUUUGCUUCAAAGGAUGAUCCAGCCUAUUUGAAUAAAGCCAUCCUUUACAUUCGUGAUAAUGAACAAACCAAUUGGGUUAGAGUCGUACAUUGUUGUAAUGAAGAAGAAUCAACCGAUUCUUUCUCUUCAACUAUGGAAUUCUUAGAUAAAUGUUAUCCAAAGAUUAGAUUAGAUCUCAUUCGUGUCAACGCUGAAUUCAAUGCUUCCACUGUUCAAAAGAUCUCUCAAGAAUUAAAGAUUGACUUAAACUUUUGUUUCGUAUCUUGUAUUAAAGACCGUGAUGAUGGUGAUCCUUCAAUGAUUCCAGUUACAGUUGGUGAUCUUGGUGGUGUUAGAAUGAUUACUUCAGCUUAA
Molecule: messenger RNA, 2067 nt
Organism: Dictyostelium discoideum AX4
Lineage: Eukaryota; Evosea; Eumycetozoa; Dictyosteliales; Dictyosteliaceae
Exons: 2
Coding region: 1-2067 (688 amino acids)
Biological process (GO): amino acid transmembrane transport; transmembrane transport
Cellular component (GO): membrane
Molecular function (GO): transmembrane transporter activity
Source: RefSeq, a predicted model, not a curated record